AUAUACAGGAAAACAACUCAGCAAUUAAAAGGUCAUCACGAGAGAUUUAUAUGUUGGACCAUGGAUCAUUUACAUUCGCUUUAGCAAAGAAAAGAGAGCGGAAAAUUUGUGGAUAUACCGUAAUUGAAACAGAACAUCCAAAGCUGUUCAUUCUAGAAACCAGGAAGGAUGGAACUUUUGCAAGAAAGGGACCACUAGACACGAAUAAUCUGGAUUUUGUCACAAAAUGCAUUAAUGCUUGGAAUAACUUCACCAGACGAAUUUGCAAAUACUAUUAUGAAAAAACCAGGAUAUAUGACAGUCUCAGGAGGAGAAAUAAUAUUUUUGAUUAAAUACAUACCUGUCGAAGUAAAAAUUAGACGAACUGAAAGAUGUUAUCAACAGUUGCCAGUUUAUAAAGGAAACGAUUCAUAUUUUAUUACACCAAGAACUCAUAUGUUAAUAAGAACAGGAACAGAGAUUGACUGUAAUGACAUAGUAGCACCUAUGUAUUAUAUUCAUAAUAUUUGGUAUAAAUUUACUCCAAAUCCACAAAGAGCUAUUGAACCAAUGAUCCUAAAACCAGAUACAGAACCCACUUGGGAAUAUCAGAGUAUUGACGUAGGUUCAAGCGGAAUUUAUUCAGAUCAGGAAAUGGAAAAAUUAAGAAAACAUAUAAUGUUUCCUGCUGAGAAACCUGCAGUCUUGAGUAACGUAGCUCGAGGAGUUACAGGACAAACUAUGGAAAAACAAGGAAUGUCAAUAUCUUAUCUUUUAGACGAAGAAACAAUAAAUACUAUUGUCAAGGAUACAUGGAAGAAAACUUGGGGAUGGUUUACCGGGUUUGGAACAUUUAGUGCAGGAUUGUUAGGAAUCUGGAUGAUAGUGAAAUUUCUAAAGUUUGUUGUAGAUACUAUACUACAUGGAAUAGCUCUACAUACAAUACAUGGAUGGAGUCUAUGGUUAAUUGGAGCAAUUUGGGACUCUUUAACCAGCUUCCUAUUACAUUUGGGACAACGCAGAUACACAGAUGGUAUGACAGGAUCAACAGCGGAUACCAAAAUCCCAGAUGAAAACGAGAAAGGGAAUCUGGAAGUAGGACCACCAUCAGCACCUCAAUUUAAUUCAAUGGAACAACGAUCGUCAAAUCAAACACAACCACAAACACAAACACAAACAAAUGUAUUAUAUCCGAGUUUGAAAAACGAAUCAGGGAAACAACCAAAUGAACAACCUAAGGUCAUAUAUGUUCAUAUGGACGAAAACUAAGCAAAUUGCAUAGUUUCCGUUCUAAAGGGGGGAGGUGUUACGUUCCACUCCUUAUAAUUAUAAAUGGCAAAACACAUUAAUUUCUUCUACACAUUAUAAUCAUUUAAUCAUAUAAUAAUUAAUAUAAAAUAUUAUUAACGUUACACUAAUAAUAUUAAAUAUUGCAUUUUACCUUGUUAAAAUUGAACAAUGAUAAAUAAACGGAUAGGCCUGAAUCUUCUCGGAUGACAUUCAAGGAGAUUCAAAUAACGGAGUACGACUUGGUAUAUUGAUUAUCGGAAAAGGGUUAGCUAUCAAUCGAUAUAUUAAGAAUGUUGAAGAAGGGGAGUCACAUUGACCAAUCAGAAGUAGUUUUACUACUAUAAAAAGGGAGCCAGAAGUAGCAUUAGGUGUGUUUUAGGAAGAGACUAAGAGUGCAACAUCAGAGUUGUCGGGUGUGUCGUGAGUGAAGUCAAAAAUACCAAGUACCUCUAAAACUUAUCCAAGUUACCAAAAUCAGAGUAUUCACAAUUACUCGUAACCUUCCCGGAUAGAACUGAAGCCGUUGUAUAGGGCCUCUAUCCAUCCUUACUAUUUCUAAAAAGGUAGAACUGAAGCCGGAUCUAGGGCCUCUACCUUAUCCUACCAAAUCAUUAAUACAAAUCGAAACUUCGAUCAACAUUCCAUACAUCAUCAGAACUUGGAUAGGACUGAUUCACGCUGAACAUCCUAAUAGAGAUUCGAUCGGAUACUGAAGGAAUUCCAAAUAUACUUCUUAUAUAAAAUCUGAGUAAGUACAGACUUAUGCCUAAACGAAGUGGUA
Messenger RNA from Cephus cinctus (wheat stem sawfly), 2050 nucleotides. RefSeq lists its product as uncharacterized. The transcript is spliced from 2 exons. The record is from RefSeq and is a predicted model, not a curated record. The coding region runs from base 235 to 1248 and encodes 337 amino acids. NCBI's taxonomy places the organism in Eukaryota, Metazoa, Arthropoda, Insecta, Hymenoptera, Cephidae.